Messenger RNA from Dermacentor silvarum, 9086 nucleotides. RefSeq names its product LIM and SH3 domain protein Lasp. Gene Ontology annotation, cellular component: LUBAC complex. The record is from RefSeq and is a predicted model, not a curated record. Gene Ontology annotation, biological process: protein linear polyubiquitination. The transcript has 5 exons. The coding region runs from base 448 to 1638 and encodes 396 amino acids. Gene Ontology annotation, molecular function: linear polyubiquitin binding; K63-linked polyubiquitin modification-dependent protein binding; ubiquitin protein ligase activity. Lineage: Eukaryota; Metazoa; Arthropoda; Arachnida; Ixodida; Ixodidae.
CGCCCUCGCCUGGGAAGGCAACGCCACAGCGGCGUCCAAAAUGUCGAUAUUUCUUUUACCUCGAAAACCCUUCAGAACAAAGAACACUCAUUUAUAACUAGGUCCAGUCCAAGGUAUUGUGCCACUGUUGUAAAGACGAACUUGUAUCUACCCUGAGGAAAGGAUAUCGUUCUGAAGCCACUCAUUUAUCGCGGCAAAAACGCGAACGCGAUCCCCAAGGCGCGAAAUCCAGAGGGCGCUAGCACAAAUAAACUGUGGCACAUGGGUAAAGUCGGUCCUCUUUUAAUGCAAAUGAUCUACAUAUUUCGGCGCCUUUCAGUGGUCUGAUUGUUUUAUGCUGUAGGUGAACAACUGCUGCAAACAAGGUAGUUAACAGUUCAUCGGUUGCCCUUCAGUCUGAGUUAUUAGUUCCGUUUUAUAGUGGCGGUUCAGUGAUCACCCGUUGCGAUGUCGGAGCCCAAAAUAUCUCCGAGUGAUCCGCUGAAGCUUUGGUACAGCAUAAAGGGCGAUGUCAGGACAGCAAAGAGUGUUGCCUUGGAGUCACUGACACUGCAGUCUGUCGACCACUCUGUUUAUGUCAUGUUGCAGAUGAACUGCGACUUCAUCAAAAAGUUUGAGUUUCUGAACAUUUCAGAAAUAAUAGUCACAAAUCUGCGAAAUGGCAUGAGCCUGAUGGAGAUCUCGGAUUGCUUGAGAAUUCUUGCAAAAUAUGCCAAAGAGAUGUUGAAGCCUACAAAAGAACGGUACAAGCACUGGAAUAAGAUCCCCUUUAUGAAAGCAGGUGCCCCGCAGAAGUGGACCAGGAUGGAUGGCACAAAGACAAUUCUCAAACAACUUGGCUAUACACAGGAGACAUCAAAAGGUUACAUUUUUCCACUGCAUUCAUUUGGGCCGCCCUUGAAUGUGAUCAAGAGCCUCUCAUUGGAACUGGCCCUGGCUGCUGCAGAGCUGUCAGUCUUCUACAACAACCACCAUCCCCACCCAGAGUAUAUACGUAACAUUAUGUGUCCUGGCGGGUCCCUUCUGCCUUCGGCUUCAAGCACUGAGCGCAGAGAGUUCAAUGUUAUGGAUCUUCUUGCAGAAGUGGGAAAUUCGGCCAACCUGAGGGACCUGACUCAAGCACCCAUUCCCGCACAGAACCUGAUGAGCCCAUCACCGCACAAAGGCCGUGGCAGGCCCCCAGCAGUGACGCGGGCAUCAGAGGUGGUGGCUAACUGUGCUGCAGCAUGCAACUGCCAUGCCUACUAUGACAGCUACAAUGCCCAGCCGCAGCAGUUGCCGGCACACCAGCAACCACUGCACCUGCAGACUCCUGCCCAUCUUCAGCCAGCCCACCAGCAGCAGCAGGAGCUGCAGCGACAUCAGCAAGAAAUUCAGCGACACCAGCAGGAGCUACAGCAACAGGAAAUGCAGCAGCAACAGCAGCAACAACAGCAGCAGCAGCAGCAGCAGCAGCAGCAACAACAACAGCAGCAGCAGCAGGCAGACCAGCAGGCCCAACAGCAAUCGCAGCAACAGCAGCAGCCACAGCAACAGGCACAGCAGCAGCAAGCACCUCAGCAGCCUCAGCAAGACAUUCAGCAACAGCAACAACAGCAGCAACAACCUCCCCCACCACCACGGGAGUCCCAGCCAUGAGGGGACGCAAGGAAGGUGUCAUUGAUUUAUGCACCUCCUUUCAUUUCUUUCGUUCAGUUUUACUGUUUGUAGCUGAGGGCAAGUUGUCUCUAAUCAUUGUCAAUCUUGGAAAACAUUUUCGGAAUUUUUUUAUUCUAGUGAAGGCAUGCUAGAUGCUAAAUGCCAUCAAGAGGUAAAGCAUUGAGGACCUUGCCUUCAUGCUAAUAAAAGUUUGGGCUUAGUCUUUUUUUUUUUGUUUAGGGGUUGAUUGCUCUAACUUUUGAUUGUCUUGGAGGAUUAUCUUUUUUGGUGACCUUCGGGUAACAAUAACAAAUGGCAUUCAUUGUCUGCACUGAGAUUCAUACAACGAAUUUACUUUUUUCUUUUAUAUGUUGUGUUUUCCAAGAUUGAUACUUUUUCUUUUCUUUUUUUAUACUAAUUAGGGGUGCCGGUUCAUAGUCAUAUUCGGUAAGCCAGGGCCUGACAUAUCCUUUGUUUUUUUCUGUUGAAGAUGCCUUUUUGGCGAGCCUAAACAAAACUGACUUGUAUUGUCCAUUGUUUGAAUGUUAUUUCAUUUGCAAGUAAAGCAAGGCUACUUAAGGCCACUCUGUCCUUUAUUCUGCUGCUUUCCAGCAGUCUAGCAUUAAUGGAAGUUUUUAUUUAGCAUGCAUGUAUCUGAGUUUUAGACGUUGAAUGUACAUAGCACUGUAGUUGCUACUCCAAGCAAUACUUAAUUGUGUUUGGCUUAACUAUUGUUUCCUUUUUUUAUGGUGGAAAAGUUGAUUCUUUGGUGCAUCUGCUGUUCAGUACAUGUGUGAUCUUAAAGCAGAAAAUUGUGUGUGGAUAACGAGACAUUCAAAGUUUGGGGACCCAAAUUACUUGUUCUAUGAUCACUUCAGAAAUAUUGUAGCGAAAAAUCGGCAAGUCUGUGAACACUCCUUUUUCUGUCACAGUGGCUUCAUCGUAGCCAUUUAGUAUUGCUGAUUGGAUGUGUAAAAGUCUUUUUUGUCUGGUGAAUGGUGUGAACAUUGCUUCAGCAUAAAUCAAAAUAGUAGUUCCUACAGAAAACGACACAUUCACUUGGUUUUCAAUUGUGUAGUGCCUGUGUGAAGAAUUAAUUGCUAGAAGGGCCCACUGUUAUAGUGGCUGGUUAUUACAUUCAACUUGCAAGUUACUGUACUUUUUAUGCCUUCUUUUCUUUGUGGCUCUAUCAGUAAACUUUCCUGGUUUCAUCUUGCUCAGAUAAAUUUGGUACGUGCAACCAUAUUCACGCUGUGUAGCCUGAAUGGCUGGUUUAUCCGAGCCUGUGUGCUCACCAUUGCAGCCUAGCUUUUGGAAGGGGUGUACUUUAAAAGCAGCAGACAGCGUUUCGGUGGAAUGGAAAAAGCCUUGCUUGCUCUUCGUGCUUACUUACAUUUACCGAGCGGCUGCGUGUUUUGUUCUUGUCAAGAAUAUUGUAUAGUGUGGUUCGGCAAGAGAGCUUGUAUGCAAGGUUACUGGUCUAUUAAUACUAGGCUAUUUGUUCCUUUACAAAUUCUAUGCCUUUAUUGGCAAGCAAGGGAAAGUAAAUGAAAUUGGCCAAUUCUGGAAGAAGUCAUAAUAAAGUAAAAGUAGGCAUUGAGUUCGCCCUUCCUAGAAGCCAAAAGUGCCACUGAAUAGAAUAUUUUCACAUUGGAAGGAUCCUAAACAUACUUGGGAAAAAUUACAGGAAUGAUGGUUACAUCAGCCCAGCAUGGUGGCUGUAAAAUGAAUACGAACAGAGUUGGGGAAAUCAACUGUUCCUUCGAGAUGCACUUGGGGUUGAAUAGACAGUCCUGCUUAGGCAGCCAUGCAGCUAAAUACAUGUUAGAAGAUUGAGCAUUAUGUCUUAGGAAUUUUAUGUCAUGCCUUUCUUUGUUAGAGGUCUGUUGUCUUACUUUGGUUUUGUAAUGUAAUGCUUGAUGUGUGAUACAUGUCCUCUUGUCCGUUUGCUUAAAGAUCCAAAAUCAAAAAGCGUGUAAUGUGUUUUCUCCAUGUCUGCCCUCACAUAUUGCGUUUUUUCACAAGUGCUAAAGUAGUGUUUCAUAUGUGAGGAGCUCACUAUUUGUCCUUGUUUUCUCUUGUACACAGUUCUCUCUUUUGUUUCUGAAUGUAAAAGCCUAGUGUUGUUUUAGUGUAUUAUACGUGCAUGCAGCUUUUUGUGUUGUGGUCUUAUGAUGCUACAGUGCAUAUACAUUUUUUAGUGUUCGCUUCACUUACAUGUCUCAUGCUUGUACAUUCCAUCUGUGAACUUUUUGUCUUUGUGCACACAAAGUUUAAAAUUCGUUAAAAAGAAACAAUCUGCACUGCACUAUGAUAGGCUCUGACAUGCCAGGUCAUCUGGCUGAUGUAAUAUGACAUCUUAAUUAAGAUGUUUUUAUAUAUGUAUGUAUGUAUACUGUGAACAGCAGUUAAAAGUAAGAAAUGGUAGAAAAUAUUGGUUUGUUCAUUUGAGACGAUCACCACCUAUGCCACUUUUCUGAGGCUCUUGAAGUCUGAGGCAUGUGCCUAUUUGAGUCGGGGCAAUUCUUUGGGCUGUACAGAAUCUUGUGUAGUAAUUGAAGGAGGAAAAGUGGGUGUGAAAUAGCGAGCAGCGCAGGAAUGGAUGAGUGGUCUUCAAAACUCCAGGCAGUGCAGUUACAUUAGCUCAAAAAGAAGCAGAGGCUAAGCAAUGGGCAGAAUGUGCCUGUCCAGAGGACUUAAAUAUUGUAGGAGGUUUUUGCAGCUCAGGGGGUUGAGAGCAUGGUCAAGUGACUGGACUCGAUACUGAUUGUGAGCUUGAGACUGCUGUUCACAGUAAUUGAGUUAAGGGGAUGAAAGAGUAAGUGGAGCUUGUUUUUUUUUUUUUUUUUUCCUUUCUUUUUCAAUCACAGUAGCCUGAUCAUACAUUAUGCUUUCAUCAUCGCCCUCAUCUAAAGUUAAUUUGACUCUCGACUUUUACUGAGCGCUACAUUGUAGUUUUCUUCCGAGAUUGCAGUGUAGUGUAGUACAGGUGUAGUGUACAGGUAAUUUUCACAUAUUUUCAUGAGCAUUGGCACAUUGACUACUAUUAUUACAAAACUAUCACAUUACUGGUCUCAGCAUUGAGGCAACUUUGCUAUUUACAGUUUGGCUGUAAGCAUUGCAUUCUGGGCUGUACAGGGAACCUCCAUUAAAGUGAGGCUGUCAAGAAAAGAAAAGUAGUAUUCUGAUGGAAGUAGAGGAGCUGUGACAUACCCAUCGAUAACCUUGUGGGAUGCACAACCUUGUGGAUGCACUCCAACAUAGUGCGAGCACUUUGAACAGACACAGCAUUGACUAAUUCUUUGACCAUGGCAUAAUUUCUGUUCACAAGUUAAGCAGUUUUCGUCAUGUUCGAGGCAAAAUAAAGAAGGUAACAAGGAAACUUGUGAUAUAAACUAUGCUUAGAGCUGUGCUUACUACAGAAGUUUCCUGUGCACGCCUUAUCGCUUCCAGAAGUCCUUAGGGGGUGGGGAGGUGCAGCUGGUAUGGGUGUAGGCGAAGGUUAUGCAGAAAGGUCCAUUAACUUGUUUUAAUACAGCUCAUCUUAUCUGUUUUCAACUGUCCUGGCAGUGCUCCUGUUCGCUGCCGUUUAGCUGUCUGUUCUUAGUUAUUGCGUGACUCGGGCCAAAGAAACGUGACGUAGCAUUGCAUUCUGGUCUUCACUUUUUUGUUUACGUUUCUUGAGUGGAACAAGGGAGAGCAAAAGACCAGUGUGUAUGUAUUUGUGUGUGGGGCCCAGGUGUAUUGCUUGCACAUCCUUUGUACCUAGUGUAAUAUGUUGCCACUGCACACUAUGUGCCGAUGUGAGAGGGAAAACUUAUUCCUUGUUUAUGUAACGUGCAGAGAUGCACUUCUUGCUAUCUGCACCAUGGUUUUUGUGAUGAAAAAUCUGUCUCAUGGUACUUUUCUGAUUUCAAUGCAAGAAUCAGGAAUAUUACAGGUUUUCAAUGCAAAUCUUGUCUUUUCUUUCAUAUUGGGGAUGAAUUUUCGUUAAAUAAUAUGGCCUAAAGGGCAUACAAACAUGACAAACUGAAUAAAAUGGUACUUUGGAUUAAAUUUUGUCACAAAUGAAGGGUUACUGUACAAUAAAGAAUAGCCUGUAUUAACAGUCUAGCAUUCUACAUAGUGAUACAACUUGGGACAGCACAACUGUGCUGUUAAAAUUAAAAAAUUGGAACCAAUGCCCUUCAUGUUUCUUGCAUAAAAUGUAUUUAAAAGUGCUCAGUGCUAUAACACUUUCUUUUGUAUGGCAAUAGCAUUGAUAAUGCUGUUUGUAUUGCAAUGGAUUGUGAAAGAGUGUAUUGAACACUUGAUAAUGGUUGCCUUUCUAUAUUUAGUGGCCGUUUGCUGCUUCUGUGUAGUAAAGAACCAUAUGCACAACAAAAGCUUGCAUGAAGAAAUUCUACAGUAAUCUGGCUUACAAUGUUAUCCGUGCCUCCCUGCAUGCAGUAUUUGUUUGCAUAAUAUGAAAGCCACUCACUCUCACUUUUUUCUUUUUCUGGAUAAUUAAAAUAGAUAAGUUAUUUCUAAUGUUGAUAGCUUAAUGUCAGUGAUUUUAUUGGCAUCUUAAAAACCAUGCUGAAGAAAAGUGGUGCUGUGUGUAAGUUGCAUUUUUGCAAUCAGUAUUUAAAACUAUAAGGGGGACGGGAAUUGCUGUGGCAGUGUGCAUAUAAUGCACAAAUUUUGGGGCUAAGGUUGCUGUCUUUUCACAGUUCACGCAAAGCUUUAAAUGCUCGAGUGUGUCAUUUGUUUUUAAGCAAGAAGGUAAUGCUUUGACCUUGGUGGUGCCUGCCGGAGCUAGUAUUCAUUUAUUAUGCUGCGAGAGGUUUCUUUGUGUGUGUGUGUGUGUGUGUGUGUGUGUGUGUGUGUGUGUGUGUGUGUGUGUGUGUGUGUGCGCGUGCGUGGGUGCAUGCAUGUACGUGUGUGUUAAUUAUUGUGCUGUAAGUAAGCAAUAUCAUUGUGCCCUCUGUAAUGGCUCAGUAAACUUUUAUUUUCGUGGCCAAGUAACUUAGAAGCAUUUAUGUUUAUUCCCCUUGAGCUUAUAUUGCUCUGUUUAAAUACAGGCAUUGCAAGGUAAAAGUUCCAGCCUGAAUGAAACACGAGUGCUUUUUCUUGUUUUACUGCAGUUGGAAUUUAGCAGUGUGUGUGACUUUGAUGUUCUUUGCUGAAUAUUGCAGUAGUAGUUAGUCAUAGUAUAAUAUCAGCUAAGAAGGUUUUAAAUUUUGCUUGAAGUACAGAGAAUGACUGUAGUGAGGCUAUUGUGGUGGGAUUACUGUUUGCUGUAAGCUUGCCUGUGCUUGCCUAUUUACCAUUGAUGCCUGCAGGAAUGAUUUUUUCAUGUGACACCGUUUUUGUUGCUAAACUUGCUGCUGCUCCUUUCAGACACAUUGUGUCGCACACUAGUUUGUGUGUAUGCUUACAUUAGUUUUUAGUUUAUGGCGCACAGAAACUCAUUUGGUGGUCAUAUUCAUAUAAAGAGCAAGUGUGACUUCAAGUGCUUGCUUUUGUAAAAGUUGCAAAAUGUUAUUGCACUUUGCUUAUGCUAUGGUAAUCUCUGUGCUAUUGGUAUUGCCAUGAAACUAUCUGAUAAGCAAAGCGUAUUCAGUAUACCAGUUGUUCAGAUUGUGGCUGUCUUAUUCUUUUGCAGAUGACCUCUGUAAAACUCUACCAGAUGCUGCUGGAUGUGGCACAGAGGUGCACUUCAUGCACAUUAUAUUCUUUUUUGUUUUUAAGGCUACCACAAGCGCCCCUUUGAAGGUUUUUGCAAAAGUUUACUCUUAGCUUGUAUAGGUGCACUAAAGGCCUUCUGGGUGUAGUUGAAUUUGCAAGCAAACAACAAAUGUUAUUGCUUCGCUCGGAACAAAGGCACUCUGUAGAGGGUGUUAUAGUCAUCUUUAUACUCAUUGCUUCAUGGCUAUUGCACAGUGUGCAAAUAUCCAUAGAGAAGCACAUGCCAAGUUCUGUCCUGUUAUAGUCGCUGCGAGGGCUUCUCAAUGCAGUAUGGUCCUUAUUUUUUUCCCCCCAAAUGGUGUUAUCAGAACUUGCUCCCCUAUCUUCACUAUGCUGUUUUCUUCUUCCUCCCACAUAGUGCAUGCUAGAGUUGAGCAGCAUGUGGCUGAUGGAGCCUUCUAGUCUAUUGAAAAAACAGCUAUCUUACUUCUUUCACUAUAAACAUUUAUGCCGGUUAAAUCUGGACUUUCUAACCUAAAACUGUGUAAUCCGUAUUGUAAAAGCAAGUGUACUGUGAUAGCGACGUGAACAAUUGGCACAUUUUAGAUGAUUGCAUUUCUUUUUUUAUGUUGAGAUCUCAAAAACAUUUUCCUUUGAUUUCUAGUCGUAUUGCGUUUUUUUUUUCUUCAACUUCAUAUAAGUGGUACUGUCACAUUGGAUAUAGUUGCAGAGAAUUUUGUUGGCUCCUUAAUGAGUACAGAUUGUGUAUAGCAGCUUUCUCACACAAACUGCUUACUUGUUUUCGAAUAUCUGUUCGACUAGCUGAUUAGGAUUCAUAACUGAAGUGAUUAAAGAGCUGAGCAUGUAGCAAAGGAAGCUUAUCAUCUUAAGAUAAAGUUGCACCUAAGUAGUUGCAACUUUUUGAUACCUUCAGUGCUGCACAUAGUUUGUCUCCACUGUUGUGCUAGCUCUUGUAACUGCAUGAAAUGAUGUGCGUAUGUUUGAACUUCCUUCUUCCCUCCCUUGUGCUUUGCUCUGCUCAUGCCUUUCAAUCUGUCAAAAAUUAUCAGUUGUUGCAAAUAGCUCUGGCAAUAAAUAGACCUGUAUAGUUUCCGUUUUUAUGGAGACUUGAAAAUUUUUAGUGCAGCUAAGCUCGUUAGUUCAGAGCUUGCCUUGCUUCCAUUAUGCUGAAGUACAAGAUCUCAUGGUGAAGAUAAUGUUAAGUCUUUUUUUUAAGUGGUAUGUUUCCUAGUAUGUUUAGACUGGAUUAUUGUGCAACACACCAACAGUAGUAUUCUUGCCCUUUCCAUUCACUGUGAUGGAAUAAGGAGGAUGUAUUGCCUGUAUGCAAGAAUUUAUGAAACCUAGAGAUUGUAGUUUUGCACGGUGUGUUUUUGAAUUGUCAUUAAGUUUUGUGAUACAUUUCUGUUUCUCUUUCUCUUGGUUUUUAUUUGUCAUGGGUUUAUCAUGCACAUGUAAAAGGGAUGGUCUUUUUUUUUUUCAUUUUGCUGUAGCAAGCUAUGAUUACAGGUAGAUUGUAGGGCUUGCGAGUGGUUGUUGAUCACACAGUAAUGUAAUCAUCCUACUUUAUUGCUUGUUUUGCUUGAAUGCAUGAAAACCGUGAUAUUUUACUUUUUUCCCUUGCAUUGCAUAUGCAAUGGUGACAGCUUAGUAAACGUUUGUUUUGAGCUACAUUGUGCCAAACCGUUUCAUUUGCAUUUGCUUUUGCUUCUGGUAUUAUAGCAGUAAACAAUAAAGGGUGUUCGUGCUGAAAUAAA